AUGCCGUCGCCAGCCGCCUCCGUUCCUAUCGAUAAGCAGGUGUCCCACCAUCAAGCUUCCUUCAAGCUUCACCAACUUCCUUCACCACCACCACGACGACCAAAGUCAUCGCAGCACCAAUCGAGCACAAUGAGCCACCAGCGAUACCCAUCCCACGACCCCGUCAAGGAGCCGCACUCCGUCUCCGUCAAAGUCCUCCGACUGUCACGACCGGCCCUCGUACCGCAGUACCCGAGCUCACCCCUCCCAGCUACCAAGGAGGCCUUCCUCCCGUCCAGCCUGUCCUACAAAACGUCGUCCACCAACCCGGCCCCGUUUCUGCUCAGCCCGAUCCUCAACCUCCCCGUGUCGUUUGGGUCGGCCUACGUCGGCGAGACGUUUAGCUGCACGCUCUGCGCGAACAACGACCUCGUGACGGCCUCGUCGUCGUCAUCGCCGGGCAAGCGCAUCCGCGACGUGCGCAUCGACGCCGAGAUGAAGACGCCCGGCCCCGGGCCCGCGCACAAGCUGCCCCUGGCGAGCGGCGCGCCGGCGGACCUGGCCGCGGGCGAGACCCUGCAGAGGGUGGUGUCGUUUGACCUCAAGGAGGAGGGGAACCACGUGCUCGCCGUGACGGUGAGCUACUACGAGGCCAGCGAGACGAGCGGGCGCACGAGGACGUUCCGCAAGCUGUACCAGUUCAUAUGCAAGGCCAGCCUGAUUGUGCGCACAAAGGUAGGGCUGCUGGGGGACGAGGGCGGCAGGAAGAGGUGGGUGCUGGAGGCGCAGCUGGAGAAUUGCAGCCAGGACGUGAUGCAGCUGGACAAGGUGGGCAUGGAGGCGGAGCGAGGCCUGCGGUGCGAGGGGUGUAACUGGGCCGAGGGGGAGAAGCCGGUCUUGCACCCGGGGGAGGUGGAACAGGUGUGUUUUGUGGUGGAGGAGGAGGAGCGGGAGGAAGAGAGCCGUGCGGAUGGCGAUGCGGAUGGGAGGGUGGUUUUUGGUGUUUUGGGCAUCGGCUGGAGGGGUGAGAUGGGGAACAGGGGGUUUUUGUCGACGGGGAAGCUGGGAACGAGGGUUGGGUGA
Metarhizium acridum CQMa 102 is the source of this 1062-nucleotide messenger RNA. RefSeq lists its product as uncharacterized. Gene Ontology annotation, cellular component: TRAPPIII protein complex. NCBI's taxonomy places the organism in Eukaryota, Fungi, Ascomycota, Sordariomycetes, Hypocreales, Clavicipitaceae. The record is from RefSeq and is a predicted model, not a curated record.